CAGCCGAGCCCGCCGGAGCCGCUCUGCCCCGCCGCGUCCCGCUCAGCCCCGCAGCCUCACGCCCUCCGCCUUCCCCUCGGGCUCGGCAUGUCGUCGGGCGGCAGCCUGAGCACCAUGCAGCGGCUGGUGGAGCAGCUGAAGCUGGAGGCAGCCGUGGAGAGGAUCAAGGUCUCUCAGGCAGCUGCAGAGCUCCAGCAGUACUGUAUGCAAAAUGCCUGCAAAGAUGCCUUGCUUGUUGGGGUCCCUGCAGGGAGCAAUCCAUUCCGAGAACCCCGAUCCUGUGCUCUACUCUGAAAACAGGGAAGGUCAUCAGAGAAUUGCCUUCAAGCAUGACAUGAAUAAUAACUGCCUUCCCUUCACAAGAAAAGUCUCCCUUUGUGUCCUGACUUUUAUGUGGCUAAAAGCAGUGUCCUAGAUAUUUAUUUGUUUGUUCUUGUGAAUCUGUAUUUCACUGUCUUUUGGUAAUAUUUUUGAAGUUUUUUAAUGUAACUCUCAUCAUAAUCAUCACCGCUGUCACUAUACUAUGCUAACUAUACAAAUAUUGCUUAAGAAGUUUACAUUUCAGAAAUGAAAAACGUGAAUUUUUCUAAAUUACUUACUUUGAUCUUGAUAAACUGUAACACCAGAAUGAUGGCAAAAAUUAUUUUUUUCCCCAGAACAAGCCAAAACUGAAUACCUAGGAUAUACAGCUAAAUGCUGUUAGUGCUGAAGUAAUGUUCUCAGGGGGAAUUUUGCUUCCAUUAGCAAGACCUGGAGCCAACUUCGUGUUUUUCUCAAGUUCAUCUCGGUGCAUAAAUGACACGUCUUAGAAACUGCUGGACACAAUUUAUAGCACAGGCUUGAUUUCUAAAGCAUGUUUCUUGCAAUACUUCUAAUCUGUAAUCCUUCUUCUAAUUUGUAUUUGUAAAAGUACUGUUAUGGUGGAAUUUUCUUGAUGUAUUUAAAAUGUGACCAAACCGACACUAAAAAUCCAGGAACACCCAAAGACAGUUGCAUGCAUCACUCUCAAGGUUUGCAAUACAAGAAACUUAUGAAAAUGUACUUGCUGAUUUUUCUUCACUUUUUUAUAGAUCACUUUUACAAGGAUAACUAACUUUUUUUAUAGGUUUUUAAUUUUGUCUACUUUGUAUUGUUUGUAUUAAUCUUUUAGAAGUUUGGAAAUAAAAUUCUUAUCCAUA
Messenger RNA from Myiozetetes cayanensis, 1178 nucleotides. RefSeq names its product G protein subunit gamma 10 (gene GNG10). The record is from RefSeq and is a predicted model, not a curated record. Gene Ontology annotation, biological process: G protein-coupled receptor signaling pathway. Gene Ontology annotation, cellular component: heterotrimeric G-protein complex. The coding region runs from base 88 to 294 and encodes 68 amino acids. The transcript is spliced from 3 exons. NCBI's taxonomy places the organism in Eukaryota, Metazoa, Chordata, Aves, Passeriformes, Tyrannidae. Gene Ontology annotation, molecular function: G-protein beta-subunit binding.